This is a messenger RNA of Trichoplusia ni (cabbage looper), 1554 nucleotides long. RefSeq lists its product as uncharacterized. Bases 225 to 1187 code for a protein of 320 amino acids. Lineage: Eukaryota; Metazoa; Arthropoda; Insecta; Lepidoptera; Noctuidae. The record is from RefSeq and is a predicted model, not a curated record. The transcript has 2 exons.
UUACUUAACAUUAUUAAUUUUCAAAAUUUUUAUUUUUAUUUUUUGCAAAAAGAAGCAAAGUGUAGGAUUUUUCAAUUUACGCAUUGGUGAACGGUCUUUUGACAAGUUGACAGCAGUCUGUCAAAAUUUCUAAUGCUUGUUUUGACAUUUUCGUCAGUCUGUUCUGUUGACUUGACGUCAGUUUAUUAUCUAUCAUAUUAUUAUUUGUAAGCCUCUAUUUAGAGAUGCUUGAAAUUGAGGAAGUUGGUAUACAAAUAAACUGGCCGCCAAACUACUUGAAACUUAUAAAUUUAAUCAAAGAAAACCCGGUUAUUUACACCCUGGGCGAUUACCCAAAAACAAAGGCAGACAGGCAAAACGAAAUAUAUGCUUGGGAAAACAUUGAAAGGAUUAUGCAAUGUUCACGUGCGUGCUGUGUAUUUGCUGAUUUCAUUUGCUUUGGUUAUACCCUGCAUAAAGUAUGGAAUGUAAUAAAAUUGCAGUACUUAAAGUUAAACAUAUUGAUUGAAGCUGGAACACUGUCAAGAGGAAUCAUUAAAGAACAUGCUAUUGCAAAUAAGUAUUUUGAUGGGUCUCUUAGUUUUUUAGAUUCAUAUUUAGAUGACUUGACUAACUUAAAUAUAUUAAAAAAUCCAACAAACAAAGCAUUUGAUUAUUUUUUAGCAAGAUUAUGUAAAGGCAGUUCUAACCAGAGCUGUACAAAAAAAGAAAACAAAGUAAAAAAGUCUGAUUUAGAUCCUGAUGAUUUAAAGUACAUAAUGAAUGUAGUUUCUGUUGCUGUACAAAGCAGAUUUAAUGCAAUGUUCCUAGCUGAGGAAACUAUGAAUAAGGAGAUGUCCUUCACCCUUGAGUCGAAGUUAGAAGUUGAUAAGAGUCUAGGACCACAGUUACUGUCUACAGUUGGUAAAGACAUUUUGACUGAUCAUAAUAAUGCUGAUGUUAAUAACAUAGAAAGAGAGAAAGAAAAAGUUUUUAAUGUACACACAAUGAUUCCUAAUGAUAAUGAAUGUAGAAAAGAUGAUCAAUUGACUAUUGAUGAUGCCACCAAUUUGGGUGUGAGUGAUGACAAAAUUAGAGAAUAUUUUAGAAAACUAGGACUCGUGCUGAGUCAAGGAGUAUCAUUAGAAAAGCAAAAAAAGUUACAAAUUAGAAUUAACACUUUAAUUAAAGGUGAAUUAAGUUUGUGACCUUAAUUGUGUUCUAAAAAAAUAUUACUUACUAUAAAAAUUAUCACUGGUUUAUUUUUUAUAUACCUGCUCUCUUAAUCUUUUAAAUGGUUAUGUGGUGUUACAGACCUGACACAUAAAAGCCACCUAGACUCUGAAAUAUUAUGCGACAGGCAUUUACCCCUCCAUCUGCUCCUAAUGGAAAAAUACAUUAACAAUACAAAGUUGAUGCAUAUCGUUAGUGUUUCGUGCGCUCCCGGCUACCGUGCGGUCGGGUACAUUAACCGUGUCGGGCCUGCGGGUGGCGGGGAGGGCACCCUGUCACUCGAUCAGCCAGCAGGCCAAGAAGGAGACGGGCGCGUCGUCCUGCGCUCCCGUUCUUAUGAGG